AAUCAGGAAAGCGCGGAAAGCACAAUCCGAAGCUGAAUUCGAAGUCACCCGAUUAAAGGCAGACUAUGUGGAAAUUGUACCAAAGAAGCAAUACGAGGAGCUGUUGAAAAUUCAGGAACAGCAAAAAGCAGAAAUACAGGAAUACAUGACGAAAUACACGGAGGCAAUCGGUCAACUCAGGUGCGUUGGUUAA
Echinostoma caproni is the source of this 193-nucleotide messenger RNA. The record is from the annotation of a GenBank genome assembly. NCBI's taxonomy places the organism in Eukaryota, Metazoa, Platyhelminthes, Trematoda, Plagiorchiida, Echinostomatidae.